ACUCGCCGCUACGGGAUGACGCAAUUUCUGCCCCGUUGGAGGGUGAUUUCAGCAGGAAGAGCAGAACGAGAGAAAAAACUGAAAAACAUCCCGAGAUCCGAGCCGUAAACACAGAACCCGGGGGAACCGGAGAGACACGGAGACACAAACCCUGCGGACGAUGUCUGUCAGUGAGGAUCUGCCGGAUAUGGACAGCGCGGAGCUGCUGGGGCUGCUGUUUCAGGACGGAGACCCCGGACCCACCGACCUCCUCUUCACCGAUGGAGGCAGCUUCAUCGAAGACCUGCUGUCUGAGCAGGACAUGCUGAGUGCGAUGGACACGGAGGAGUUCCUCAGCAGUCUGUUGGGUGAGGACGAUGACGGUCUGACCGCUCCGUGCGUUUCCCACUCUCCGCUGGGCAGCGACAGCGGGAUUUCGGACGAUGCCACGCCCCCCCACUGCCCUAGCCCCAACAGCGAGACGGACACGGCGCCCAGCCCGGUCUCCCACGAGCCGUCCCCGCCGGCCGAGUGCCUGACGGAGAGCUUUGAAGCCCAGGUGGUUCAGACUGACCACUGCUACUCCCUGCAGCAGGACAUCUACACCCUGCAGACCGUCCGCACAGAGAAGCCUGACUCGGACGUCUUCAUCGACCUCGACGAUAUGGAGGACAGUCUGAACGACGACCUGUCGGACGAACUGCCCUGUUCGCUCGUCAUCGAGAACUCGGCACAGAGCAAACCGGACCAGCAGUUCCAGUUUAAGGAGAUCAUGCUGACCGAUGAGGAGAGGAGGCUGCUGGCGAAGGAGGGAGCGACCAUCCCGACCCACAUGCCUCUCACCAAGGCUGAGGAGAGAACUCUGAAGAGAGUGAGGAGAAAGAUCCGGAACAAACAGUCCGCUCAGGAGAGCCGCAAGAAGAAGAAGAUCUACGUGGACGGCCUGGAGAACAGGGUUGCCGUCUGCACAGCUCAUAACCAGGAGCUCCAGAAAAAGGUUCAGAUGCUCCAGAAGCAGAACAUGUCUCUGAUUGAACAGCUGAAGAAGCUGCAGUCCAUGCUGAAGAUGUCCGCCAUGAAGACCACCACGACCAGCACCUGUGUGAUGGUGUUCCUGCUGUCGUUCUGUCUCAUCAUCUUCCCCUCCAUCAACCCGUUCAGCAGUACCGCUCAGAAGGAUCUGUAUAGCACCUCAACAGCUGGAAUAUCCCGGAACAUCCGUUCAUACCCCCUGAUGGCCCGGCCAGAGGAAACAGUCAGCCCCCCUAAAGAAGCCGCGGAAGAGGAGCUCGUCCUGGUGGCCACGGUGGAAAAUGACCAGAUCCUGCUGACUGGCGGCCAGAACCAUACCCCAGAUUACCACCAGGUGGAGCAGUCCGACUCCGAGUCCGGCGUGAACAACAACUCGUCCUCCGAUUUCCCCGCCGCGCCGCAGUCAGACCUCCAGCCAGCGGGGGCGCUCUCAGAAACGCACAGGGACCCAGCAGCGCCCCCGGUGGUGUACGACGGCCAGAGCAAAGCGAAGGAGAACUGGAUCGGACAGAAACCCACGUCAGUUAUCAUACAGCAGCAUCGCUCUGACGAAAUGUAGAGCAGAUGCUCCGACGCAUGAAAAAGGGACAGAUGUAAUAUUUUAUUUAAUUUCCUGCUGUUUCUCAGACACGGGUUUAACCUGCGCGCCUAGCUGUGGGUCUAGGCUUAAGCUAAAUCUGGGUUUUACCGGGUCAUUGACCUACUGUAAGAUAAAUGGGCUCCUUUCUUCUCUUCUCUUCUUUCAUUCUCUCCAUUUCUCCCUCUGCUUUCUGCCCUUUCUUACACUGGAUUAUUUUUUGAAAGCACUUUCUUCACUUCCACUCGUUUUCCAAACCCAUCAGGCUGCACACGUUUAUCCCGUGCCCAGGUUUCCUCUCCGGAGGCGCCGAGUGGAUUGAACGCGCUCCCCUGUGUCUGUAUUCCUGUUACAGUGGGUGUGAUAAUCUGUAUAUACAUGCAGUAAAACUGAGCCAUUGCAGGGCAUUUGGCUACAUAGCUUGAUAUUUUGCCAUGUUUACCUUGUAGAAAGGGAUUCCGUGCCCUCUCCAGGCCCCGCCCCCAAACCAGAGCUCCGCCCCCAGCUUGGAUCCGUCAUAGCUACUGUUGUGAGGUUGUGAGGAACCCCAAUCAGCCUAACGAGAACCUGUCCACUCCUAAUGAUGUUUUUUCAAGGGCUCUUUAGUAAAGAGAACGUUCUAUUUAGAACCGUUCUGAGCUUAAAGGGUCCCGAAAUGGCUCCUCAGAUUGAUGGAGUGUGGGAUGUUGCCUCGUCAAGCAUGCAGAAGAACCCUUUUUCCAUUCUCAAAGGGUUCUAUGUAGAACCGUAUACAAACAUGACUCGGUGAGUUAUUCGUUUCUAAUCGUCUCUAAUUUGUGUAAUUAGGACUAAAGUUUGUCCAGCAACAGUAGCGAAGAGCGUAUUUGUGGGCGGAGCCAGGAGAGGCAUUCCCACUGAAGGAAAUCAGUGGGAAGGAUCAGUCAGGAUCUUUUAAAUCCCGUGAUGUAUGUAGUGACCCAAAGGGAAGAGAGGCCAGCUGGGGCCGACGGACGUUCCUCUUCGUGUUCAUCCUGAGUUUCUGCUGUAAAUACGGCUUCGUGCGCUUUGAGGAGGCUGCCGAGCGGAAAGCUGAGCAUCCUCCGGAGUAAAGGACGGUCUGCGCUGGCAGGGAUGCUCUGCGUCAUGAUGAAUGUUUUAUUUGCUCGUACUUUGUUGUUUUAUGAUGGUUCUCCGUGCUUCGCUGUACUUGUGCUCUUUUUUAUUUACCUGAUUAUGUCGGAUCUGUAGAUCUUGCACUGAUGUAUCUGCAAGUGUAGAAAGUCUCGUACUUGUUACUCACAAAAGCCGAUUAAACACACGAUCCGUUCCUUUAUUAUAA
Molecule: messenger RNA, 2888 nt
Organism: Pygocentrus nattereri (red-bellied piranha)
Lineage: Eukaryota; Metazoa; Chordata; Actinopteri; Characiformes; Serrasalmidae
Gene: creb3l3l
Product: cAMP responsive element binding protein 3-like 3 like
Exons: 10
Coding region: 161-1570 (469 amino acids)
Biological process (GO): regulation of transcription by RNA polymerase II
Cellular component (GO): nucleus
Molecular function (GO): DNA-binding transcription factor activity, RNA polymerase II-specific; RNA polymerase II cis-regulatory region sequence-specific DNA binding
Source: RefSeq, a predicted model, not a curated record